GUUUGGUUUCAAAAUCGUCGUAGUAAGGAACGACGUAUGAAACAACUGAAUGCACUUGGAACACGUAGAUCAUUUUACAGAAAUCCACGACGAUUACGUGGAAUACGAUCAGGUAUCCUGUCGAAUGACCUGAAUUCAACAGGUCCACCUGAUCUGUUGAACAAUCCAACUUAUCAUGAAUACUUAAUAGGAUCUAGUCCA
Heterobilharzia americana is the source of this 201-nucleotide messenger RNA. Lineage: Eukaryota; Metazoa; Platyhelminthes; Trematoda; Strigeidida; Schistosomatidae. The record is from the annotation of a GenBank genome assembly.